Penicilliopsis zonata CBS 506.65 is the source of this 1944-nucleotide messenger RNA. RefSeq lists its product as hypothetical. The transcript is spliced from 6 exons. Lineage: Eukaryota; Fungi; Ascomycota; Eurotiomycetes; Eurotiales; Aspergillaceae. Bases 1 to 1944 code for a protein of 647 amino acids. The record is from RefSeq and is a predicted model, not a curated record. Gene Ontology annotation, molecular function: zinc ion binding; DNA-binding transcription factor activity, RNA polymerase II-specific; DNA binding. Gene Ontology annotation, biological process: DNA-templated transcription; regulation of DNA-templated transcription.
AUGGAGUCACGAGCCAUUGCUCCGCGCCCUCCAGGGGUCAGACGAGAUGAUGAUUUCGAGCCUUCUCGACGAGAACACAUUUCCACGGCCUGUACGGCGUGCAAAUCUCGUAAAUGCAGGUGUUCUGGCGGCCAACCGUGCGACAGCUGUAUCAAGAACAACACGCCGUGUGUCUACGACGCCAACAGCGACAACCGGCGCAAAGUCGUGCUCAAACGCAAGAUCGAGAGUCUAGAAGACGACCGAGACCUACUCGUUCGGCUGCUUGGCACCCUGCGAGAAGACUCGAACCGACGCGUCGUGCCCCUGCUCAACCUGAUUCGCAGCGAUGCCUCGCUAGACGAGAUCAAAGAGUACAUUGACCACCACCACUCCCGCGGUGAGCUGGAAAGGACGCCAGAGCUGGUAGAAGUCGUCGACCAGCUGUUAUCCCCCCGGGCGCAGACGCAGGAGUCGGAGGAUCGCUCGCGCCGCCGUAUCCUCGAUGCAAAGAGACUGUCGGAUGUCCCGCGCUGGAAGGUGCCUGCCAACCCGUGGACGAGCGUCAUCGACGACGACGAGGUCGUCUCGCAUCUCGUCUCGCUGUGGUUCACCUGGUGUCAUCCGUACCAUAACUGGAUUGAUCGGGAGCUCCUCCUUCGCGAUAUGCGGGCGGGAGAUGUGCUCAAUGCAGACUAUUGCUCUCCUUUUUUGGUCAACAUCAUUCUAGCCAACGCAUGUGCUUAUUCUGAUUACCCCGAAUCGUACGCCGAUCCGGACGAAGCGUGCUCCAAAGGCCAGCACUUUUAUGACGAGGCCAAACGCCUGUACGAGCAAGAAGAGGGAGUGAUUGCCUUGACUACAGUGCAAGCACUCGCUGUCCUUUGGUUAAGUGCUGCGCUACUUGGCAAAGAUCGUCGUGGCUGGGUGUAUCAAGGACAGCUCGCGUAUGCGAUGGAAGAAUUUCUGCGCAUCGCCAACCGACAGCCUGAUCGGUACGAGCCACAGGUGGUGAACGAUAUGGUCUGGGGGAUCUGGAAUAUCGGCACGGUGGGUGGACUGGUCUACCAAAGACUCCCCCUAUUCAAAACACCACAAAUAGCCUGCCUCAAACCACCGGCUGCAGAGGAGGAUCAGGAUGAAUGGAUUCCCUAUCCGUCGCAGUCGGCCAGCGUGGCGGCAUAUCUCGCCCAAGUGAGAGGCGCCACCACCGAGAUUAACAAGAUCGUAUAUGACAUCUGCCAGACCUUCUUCAACGAAACCAACGGGCUCGAGCACAUAUCCUUUGCCGAGACGCAACGUAAUGCAGAAGACUUACGGGGGCGACUGCAACGCUGGACAGACGGUCUGGCCGACUGUCUGCAAGACACGGGCACUAGGAGUCCCCAUCUUUUGAGUCUUCAGUACUUGUUUGCCAGCAUGUACCACCACACCAUCAUCAUGACCAUCUACGGCUUUGUAGUGAAAAAAGCAAAAGAAGAAGCCAUACCGCCAGCCGAGUAUCAACACAUCCAAGCCCUCCGGUUCUCGUCUAGCCGCAGUGUCGCUCGCCUGAUGAACCUCCAUCGCCAGUCGUGGGGACUCGACCGUAUGCCUUCGGGCAACAUGCAGUGGAUCACGGUGGCCCAGUCAACCCUGCUCGAGGAUCUCGACUCCAUCGACAACCGAGAAGCCUUCGUCAGCCUAAGCCUUGCCGCCAAAGCCGCCGCCCGACGCUGGCCGAUGGGCAAGGGUCUGUUGCGUUCGAUUGCCAUGACCGCGCGGCAGCAAGGGGUCGUCCUCCCAGUCGAGACUGACACGCUCUUCGCCGAGCUCGAGAACAGCUGGACGGCUAGAGACACCCGCGAGUUUAGCAGUGUCUACCCUGUGUUCGCCAUGACUCUCCAGGCCGAUCGCACCACUCACCAUCGCGAAGUCGCUCUUGAUCGGUUUCUGGACAAGUGGGACGCCCUGCAUCUCGACUAG